UUGCCUCAUCUAAGUACUUGAAAACCCAGAUCCUUUCACUUUGAUCGUCGGUUAAUCCAACGAUGCCCGUUUUCAAAACCCCGUUCAACGGCUACUCCGUUCGGUUCUCCCCCUUUUACGAGUCCCGUUUAGCCGUAGCUACCGCUCAAAACUUCGGCAUAUUAGGUAACGGCCGUGUCCACGUCAUCGACCUCGCCCCGACCGGCCCCGUCAUCAACGAGCUCAUUGCCUUCGACACGGCUGAUGGUGUCUACGACGUCGCCUGGUCCGAAUCCCACGAUUCUGUCCUCGUUGCCGCAAUAGCCGAUGGAUCUAUCAAGGUCUACGACACCGCUCUCCCUCCUCAGUCCAACCCCGUCCGCUCCCUGAAAGAACACGCCCGUGAAGUCCACGGUCUCGAUUACAACCCGACGCGCCGCGACUCGUUCCUCUCCGCUUCUUGGGACGAUUCUGUCAAACUAUGGACCCUCGAUCGGCCCGUUUCCCUACGUACUUUCCGUGAACACGCGUAUUGCGUGUAUUCCGUCGCAUGGAACCCCAAACAUGCCGACGUUUUUGCCUCUGCUUCCGGUGACUGUACAGUAAGAAUCUGGGACGUUAGGGAACCUGGUUCGACGAUGGUAAUCCCUGGUCACGAACACGAAAUAUUGUCAUGUGAUUGGAAUAAAUACGAUGAAUGUUUAAUUGCCACUGCUAGUGUAGAUAAGAGUAUUAAAAUUUGGGAUGUUAGGAACUACAGGGUGCCGGUCUCUGUCCUUAAUGGUCAUGGUUAUGCUGUUAAGAAAGUUAAGUUUUCGCCCCAUAGGAGGAAUUUGCUCGUGUCUUGUUCGUAUGAUAUGACGGUCUGUUUGUGGGAUUUUAUGGUGGAAGAUGCACUUGUCGGAAGGCAUGAUCACCAUACCGAAUUUGCGGUCGGGGUCGAUCUCAGUGUUCUCGUGGAUGGGCUUAUGGCUAGUACUGGCUGGGACGAGCUUGUUUACGUUUGGCAGCAGGGGAUGGACCCGAGAGCAUCUUAAAAGUGUAUUCUUCACACCUUUUUUCUUCGUUUCUGUUUGCUUUUGUGUAAUUCAUUUUUAUAUAUUGAAUACUCGAAUGGUUUCGACAUUUGAAUAGGUAAAAAGUGAUGAAUGAGUAAAUGAUAUACUUUGGAAGGGGAUUGGGUGAUGGGGACAUGAUGCUGUUGUAUUUAAUUGUAAUUUGGUUUGGCUAUGGCAUGGCUUUGCACAAUUGCAUCAUGUUCUCGAUGAGUAAGUAAUGUUAAUUGUAUUGGAUUUCGGAUAGGAUUCCUCUGUAUAUCAGUUCUAAUAAAGCAAAGGCGUUUUUAUUUUCUU
Hibiscus syriacus is the source of this 1331-nucleotide messenger RNA. RefSeq names its product peroxisome biogenesis protein 7. NCBI's taxonomy places the organism in Eukaryota, Viridiplantae, Streptophyta, Magnoliopsida, Malvales, Malvaceae. Gene Ontology annotation, cellular component: peroxisomal matrix; cytosol. Gene Ontology annotation, molecular function: protein binding. Gene Ontology annotation, biological process: protein import into peroxisome matrix. The coding region runs from base 63 to 1016 and encodes 317 amino acids. The transcript has a single exon. The record is from RefSeq and is a predicted model, not a curated record.